CUCUGCUUCCUCUUUGAGAGAGACACUUGCAAAGCUGAUGCCUACAUUGAGAUGAAAUGAAAGAAAUGUCUUCAUCGGAUGUGGUUUUCCACUGAGUCGCUUCUUAAUUGGAACGAUCUGUGAGGCCGACUGAAGCGUUUGGCUCCUUCCUGGCUAGAUCAACAGCUUCUGCAGCCUCCAAUGUCCAACCCCUUGAAGCAGGUUUUCAGCAAGGACCGGACCUUCCGGCCCAAGAAGAAAUUUGAACCCGGGACGCUGCGUUUCGAACUGCACAAGAAGGCUCAGGCCUCGCUCAAUGCUGGCCUGGACCUGAAGUUGGCAGUCCAGCUGCCACCGGGCGAAGAGUUGAAUGACUGGGUGGCCGUCCAUGUGGUGGACUUCUUCAACCGGGUCAACCUCAUCUAUGGGACAGUCAGCGACCACUGCACGGAGCAGUCCUGCCCCAUCAUGUCCGGUGGCCCAAAGUACGAGUACCGGUGGCAGGACGAGAAGCACCGCAAGCCCAUUGCCCUCUCGGCCCCCAAGUAUGUGGGCCUCCUGAUGGACUGGAUCGAGGUCCAGAUCAACAACGAGGAGCUCUUCCCAACAAACGUUGGGACACCAUUCCCCAAGAGCUUCCUCCCGGCAGCAAAGAAGAUCCUCUCCCGCCUGUUCCGUGUCUUCGUCCACGUCUACAUCCACCACUUCGAGCGCAUUGCCCAGAUGGGCUCCGAGGCCCACGUCAACACCUGCUACAAGCACUUCUUCCAUUUCGUCAAGGAGUUCGGCCUCAUCGACACCAAAGAGCUGGAGCCACUGAAGGAAAUGACCUCACGGAUGUGCCAGUGACAUUGGAGACUUCCUGCCAUAUUAUGAGCCAGACUUUGGAGUGGGGUGUCUGCCUCUCUUUCCUGUCCAUCCCAUAGUAAAAUAA
Molecule: messenger RNA, 913 nt
Organism: Anolis sagrei ordinatus
Lineage: Eukaryota; Metazoa; Chordata; Lepidosauria; Squamata; Anolidae
Gene: MOB3A
Product: MOB kinase activator 3A
Cellular component (GO): cytoplasm
Source: RefSeq, a predicted model, not a curated record